ACCCCCAGCCUCCGCAACACUGUAUUAUAAUUCUUUUUGUUUUUUUAAUAUCUAUUAUAUAGUUUUCGUUUUGGUUCGUUAGAAGAGGAGGAGGUUAGUUGCACAGAUUUACUAGUUUCUUGACUUAACAUUAAUUCCAUGGCUUCUGCAAAGAAAGACAUGGAUCGGAUUAAAGGUCCAUGGAGCCUCGAAGAGGACGAGGCUUUGAAGAAGCUGGUUCAGACUUACGGGCCUAGAAACUGGUCUCUGAUCAGCAAAUCAAUUCCGGGACGAUCCGGGAAGUCAUGCCGGUUGCGGUGGUGCAACCAGCUGUCCCCGGAGGUAGAACACAGGCCUUUCACUACGGAGGAAGACGACGCUAUCAUCAGAGCGCAUGCAAGGUUUGGUAACAAGUGGGCCACCAUAUCUCGCCUUCUCAAUGGCCGCACCGACAACGCCAUUAAGAACCACUGGAAUUCCACCCUCAAGAGGAAAUGCUCCGUCAUCAACGAUGCUCACACUGACCACCAGCCUCUCAAAAGAUCCGCCAGUACCGGUGCGGGCACUGUCUCGGGUUUGUACUUGACUCCGAACAGCCCAUCCGGAUCCGAUUUGAGCGAUUCAAGUUUACACGUUAUGUCUCCGACUCCGACGGAGGUUUUAAGACCGCUUGCGAGGAGUGUAACCCUGUUUCCCUCUCCUUCAACCCAUCCUUUGGAAACUGCUUCUUCGGCCCCUGAUCCACCCACGUCACUCAGCUUAUCUCUGCCCGGAUCCGAUUCCUGCGGGUCUGGGCUUAACCAGGAGAUCCAGCCAGCGCAGAGAAGUCAGGAGGGCGAGAAAUUUAGUUACGAGAAGCAGUUGUCCAGCGCGGAGUUCUUGGCGUUGAUGCAAGAGAUGAUUCGAAUGGAAGUGACGAAUUACAUGUCUGGAGUUGAGCAUAAUGGUUUGUGUAUGCAGACCGAAGACAUUAGAAACGCUGUGGUCAAGCGUAUGAGAAUUGGCAGGGUCGAGUAGACCACCGAAGCCAAACUAGAGUAUGAAUUGCAGAGUAGACAAAUGGUCUUUGUUUCACUUUUUUUCAUUAGUUCAAUUCCCCUUUCCUUUACACCAAAGAAGAAAAAAUGUGAUGAUAAUUUUUGUACUGCACAGAUGAGUAUAAGGGAGUUUCAGAAAGCGAGCAUUUCAAAUCCAAUCUCAAAUGAGAGCGAAAAUGGAGACAAAAAAACAAUGGUUUCUGUUUGUGGCAGAGAUUGGA
Molecule: messenger RNA, 1237 nt
Organism: Gastrolobium bilobum
Lineage: Eukaryota; Viridiplantae; Streptophyta; Magnoliopsida; Fabales; Fabaceae
Product: transcription factor MYB44-like
Exons: 1
Coding region: 139-996 (285 amino acids)
Biological process (GO): regulation of DNA-templated transcription
Cellular component (GO): nucleus
Molecular function (GO): DNA-binding transcription factor activity, RNA polymerase II-specific; RNA polymerase II cis-regulatory region sequence-specific DNA binding
Source: RefSeq, a predicted model, not a curated record